AUGCCAGAAUUGGAGCCACCAGAGACAGCCAGGCAACAACCCCCGGCACACAGUAUCCCAACCCUUACUUUUGAGGAGGGUGAGGUCAGGCGCACGCUGAAGUUCAUCAACCCGAGGAAGGCUGCUGGACCUGACGGUAUCCCUGGGCGGGUACUGAAAGAGUGCGCGGAUCAGCUGGCUGGAAUUUUUACCAUGAUUUUCAAUCAGUCCCUGGCCCUGUCCACUGUACCAUCAUGUCUGAAAUCUUCCACUAUAGUCCCCAUCCCAAAGAAACCCCACAUCUCCAGCUUGAGUAACUAUCGACCUGUUGCACUCACACCAGUGGUGAUGAAGUGUUUUGAAAAACUUGUACAGGGCUAUAUAACAUCCCUUCUGCCACCAAGUUUUGACCCCCACCAGUUUGCUUUCAGGGAAAAUAGAUCCACUGAGGAUGCUGUGGCCAUAGCUCUGCAGGCCGCACUGUCCCACUUGGGCCCCACAGGGCUUAACACCAUUGUGAAGAAUGCGGAUGACACCACAGUGGUGGGACUCAUCACCGGGGAGGAUGAAUCAGCGUACAGGGACGAGGUGCAGCAAUUUGGGGAUUGGGUGGAGAGGGUCACUGAUUUCAGGUUUCUGGGAGUCCAGAUCGAGGAAGGCCUGGCCUGGAGGAAAAACACCUCUGAGCUCCUGAAGAAGGCCCAGCAGAGACUCUUCUCCCUCAGGGUUUUGAUCCUGUUGAAUCUGAGUGCUACUUCUGACACCGUGGAUCAUGGGAUCCUGUUACAGAGACUACGGGACUUGGUGGGCAUCUCUGUGCCGUCUCCCCCUGGACCUGGCACCCGGCGAUGUCUGACCUGUCUGACAGGCCCAUGCUCUACACCUAUAACAUGUAAUGCACUGGAGACAGGGUGCUUCGGAACUACAGCAACAACAACUGCAGCGACCGAACUCCCAGUCCACGGCUGUGCCUCACCAAACACAUGCUCCUCUGCUCUGACCACACUGCUGCCCCAACUGUCCGAUUAUGAAUCUGUGACUGGACCAAACUCCUGCUGUGAUAAUGAUGAAUGUAACAUUCGACCAACAACUGUACCACCCACAACCACAACAGCUCCUCCAACUAGAACUACACCUGCUCCAACUACGACUACUCCUGCCCCAACGACAACUACACCUGCUCCAACUACGACUACUCCUGUCCCAACUACACCUACUCCUGCCCCAACUACAACCACUCCCGCCCCAACUACGACUCCUGUCCCAACUACAACCACUCCCGCUCCGACUACAACUACUCCCGCUCCAACAACAACUACAACUACUCCUGAACCAACUACAACCACUCCCGCCCCAACUACAACUACACCUGCUCCGACUACAACAACUCCCGCCCCAACUACAACUACUCCCGCUCCAACUACAACUACUCCUGUUCCGACUACAAGUACAAAUACUCCUGAACCAACUACAACCACUCCCGCCCCAACAACUACUCCUGCCCAAACUACAACAACAACUACUCCUGCCCCAAGUACAACUACUCCUGCCCCAAGUACAACUACUCCUGCCCCAAGUACAACUACUCCCGCCCCAAGUACAACUACUUCUGUCCCAACUACAACCACUCCCGCCCCAACAACUACUCCUGCCCAAACUACAACUACAACCACUCCUGCCCCAACUACAACCACUCCCGCUCCGACUACAACUACUCCCGCUCCAACUACAACUACAACUACUCCUGAACCAACUACAACCACUCCCGCCCCAACUACAACUACACCUGCUCCGACUACAACAACUCCCGCCCCAACUACAACUACUCCUGGUCCAACUACAACUACUCCCGCUCCAACUACAACUACAACUACUCCUGAACCAACUACAACCACUCCCGCCCCAACUACAACUACACCUGCUCAGACUACAACCACUCCCGCCCCAACUACAACCACUCCUGCCACAACUACAACCACUCCUGCCACAAAUACAACCACUCCUGCCCCAACUACAACUACUCCUGCCCCAACUACAACUACUCCCACCCCAACUACAACUACUCCUGCCCCAAGUACAACCACUCCCGCCCCAACAACUACUCCUGCCCAAACUACAACAACUACUCCUGCCCAAAGUACAACUACUCCCGCUCCAACUACAACUACUCCCGCUCCAACUACAACUACUCCCGCUCCAACUACAACUACUCCUGAACCAACUACAACCACUCCCGCCCCAACAACUACUCCUGCCCAAACUACAACAACAACUACUCCUGCCCCAAGUACAACUACUCCCGCUCCAACUACAACUACUCCUGCUCCAACUACCACUACUCCUGUCCCAACUACAACCACUCCCUCCCCAACAACUACUCCUGCCCAAACUACAACAACUACUCCUGCCCCAAGUACAACUACUCCCGCUCCAACUACAACUACUUCUGUCCCAACUACAACUACUGCUGUCCCAACUACAACUACUCCUGCCCCAAGUACAACUACUCCUGAACCAACUACAACUUCUCCUGUCCCAACUACAACCACUCCCGCCCCAACAACUACUCCUGCCCAAACUACAACUACAACCACUCCUGUCCCAACUACAACUACUCCUGCUCAGACUACAACCACUCCCGCCCCAACUACAACCACUCCUGCCACAACUACAACCACUCCUGCCACAAAUACAACCACUCCUGCCCCAACUACAACUACUCCUGCCCCAACUACAACCAGUCCCACCCCAACUACAACCACUUCUGCCUCAACUACAACUACUCCCACCCCAACUACAACCACUCCUGCUCCAACUACAACUACAGAUACACGUAAUCCACUCAACUGCAAUAUUUGUUCAGACCCCAAUGAUCCAACAUGUAGAAAUUCAAAUGCACAAACCUGUUCAGCAGCAGCCACUAUGUGCUUUACAGCAACAAUACAAAUGCCGUCUCCCCCUGGACCUGGCACCCGGCGAUGUCUGACCUGUCUGACAGGCCUAUGCUCUACACCUAUAACAUGUAAUGCACUGGAGACAGGGUGCUUCGGAACUACAGCAACAACAACUGCAGCGACCGAACUCCCAGUCCACGGCUGUGCCUCACCAAACACAUGCUCCUCUGCUCUGACCACACUGCUGCCCCAACUGUCCAAUUAUGAAUCUGUGACUGGACCAAACUCCUGCUGUGAUAAUGAUGAAUGUAACAUUCGACCAACAACUGUACCACCCACAACAACAACAGCUCCUCCAACUAGAACUACACCUGCUCCAACUACGACUACUCCUGCCCCAACGACAACUACACCUGCUCCAACUACGACUACUCCUGUCCCAACUACACCUACUCCUGCCCCAACUACAACCACUCCCGCCCCAACUACGACUCCUGUCCCAACUACAACCACUCCCGCUCCGACUACAACUACUCCCGCUCCAACAACAACUACAACUACUCCUGAACCAACUACAACCACUCCCGCCCCAACUACAACUACACCUGCUCCGACUACAACAACUCCCGCCCCAACUACAACUACUCCCGCUCCAACUACAACUACUCCUGUUCCGACUACAAGUACAAAUACUCCUGAACCAACUACAACCACUCCCGCCCCAACAACUACUCCUGCCCAAACUACAACAACAACUACUCCUGCCCCAAGUACAACUACUCCUGCCCCAAGUACAACUACUCCUGCCCCAAGUACAACUACUCCCGCCCCAAGUACAACUACUUCUGUCCCAACUACAACCACUCCCGCCCCAACAACUACUCCUGCCCAAACUACAACUACAACCACUCCUGCCCCAACUACAACCACUCCCGCUCCGACUACAACUACUCCCGCUCCAACUACAACUACAACUACUCCUGAACCAACUACAACCACUCCCGCCCCAACUACAACUACACCUGCUCCGACUACAACAACUCCCGCCCCAACUACAACUACUCCUGGUCCAACUACAACUACUCCCGCUCCAACUACAACUACAACUACUCCUGAACCAACUACAACCACUCCCGCCCCAACUACAACUACACCUGCUCAGACUACAACCACUCCCGCCCCAACUACAACCACUCCUGCCACAACUACAACCACUCCUGCCACAAAUACAACCACUCCUGCCCCAACUACAACUACUCCUGCCCCAACUACAACUACUCCCGCCCCAACUACAACUACUCCUGCCCCAAGUACAACCACUCCCGCCCCAACAACUACUCCUGCCCAAACUACAACAACUACUCCUGCCCAAAGUACAACUACUCCCGCUCCAACUACAACUACUCCCGCUCCAACUACAACUACUCCCGCUCCAACUACAACUACUCCUGAACCAACUACAACCACUCCCGCCCCAACAACUACUCCUGCCCAAACUACAACAACUACUCCUGCCCCAAGUACAACUACUCCCGCUCCAACUACAACUACUCCUGCUCCAACUACCACUACUCCUGUCCCAACUACAACCACUCCCUCCCCAACAACUACUCCUGCCCAAACUACAACAACUACUCCUGCCCCAAGUACAACUACUCCCGCUCCAACUACAACUACUUCUGUCCCAACUACAACUACUGCUGUCCCAACUACAACUACUCCUGUCCCAACUACAACCACUCCCGCCCCAACAACUACUCCUGCCCAAACUACAACUACAACCACUCCUGUCCCAACUACAACUACUCCUGCUCAGACUACAACCACUCCCGCCCCAACUACAACCACUCCUGCCACAACUACAACCACUCCUGCCACAAAUACAACCACUCCUGCCCCAACUACAACUACUCCUGCCCCAACUACAACCAGUCCCACCCCAACUACAACCACUUCUGCCUCAACUACAACUACUCCCACCCCAACUACAACCACUCCUGCUCCAACUACAACUACAGAUACACGUAAUCCACUCAACUGCAAUAUUUGUUCAGACCCCAAUGAUCCAACAUGUAGAAAUUCAAAUGCACAAACCUGUUCAGCAGCAGCCACUAUGUGCUUUACAGCAACAAUACAAAUGCCGUCUCCCCCUGGACCUGGCACCCGGCGAUGUCUGACCUGUCUGACAGGCCUAUGCUCUACUCCUAUAACAUGUAAUGCACUGGAGACAGGCAACAACAACUGCAGCGACCGAACUCCCAGUCCACGGCUGUGCCUCACCAAACACAUGCUCCUCUGCUCUGACCACACUGCUGCCCCAACUGUCCGAUUAUGA
Periophthalmus magnuspinnatus is the source of this 5208-nucleotide messenger RNA. RefSeq names its product mucin-2-like. The coding region runs from base 1 to 5208 and encodes 1735 amino acids. The transcript is spliced from 10 exons. Lineage: Eukaryota; Metazoa; Chordata; Actinopteri; Gobiiformes; Gobiidae. The record is from RefSeq and is a predicted model, not a curated record.